AACCCCCUCCAAAAAAUUUCUUUACUGCCUGAGCUAAAUGUGGUAUUGAUUUCCACGAUGAAUUGAUCUUCUGCGCUUCACUUCUUGAUGGACGUGUAUUGGUAGCAAAGCUAUGCUAGCAAGCCUCUCAAACCUACUCUCGAAGCAGCCCACACAAGCGAUCCCCACUGCUCAAUUUUUUUGGGUUUUCAGAAAUUUAAAUUCAUGGGCUGCGGCCAUAAGAAAGGCCUCGUCGUCUCAUGAAGCAUUGAAGAUUUAUACCCAGAUGCAACAGAAAAGAGUACCCUUUGAUAGCUUUUCUAUACUCUUUACUCUUAAAUCAUGCACAGUAUUGAGUAAUCUUCCUCUUGUACGCCAUUUUCACGCACACAUUGUUAAGAUAGGCUUUAGUUCCCAUGUUUAUGUAGCCACCUCGCUGCUGAAUGCGUAUGUCGUGGCCUGUUUUGAAGAUGCGUGUUACCUGUUUGAUGAAAUGCCUGAGAGAAAUAUUGUCACGUGGAAUACGAUGAUCACGGGCUAUUCACGUUAUGGGGAGUUGGGCAAAGCACGUGUAGUGUUUGAUCAAAUGCCGGCGAGGGAUCCUUCAUCAUGGUCAGCGGUUAUUUCUGGGUACAUGGGCAAUUGCCUUUGGGAUGAUGGUUUGGCCCUUUUUCGUGAAAUGGUGGUGACUGAAGGACUGAGGCCUGAUCAAGUGGUCAUUGGUUCAGUUUUACCAGGGUGUGGUCACAUGGGUUCGGUUGGUUUGGUGUUUGGCAAGUCAAUACAUGGAUUUGUGAUUAAGAAUAAGUGGGAACUGGAUGUGGAAUUAGGUACAUGUUUAGUUGAUAUGUAUGCAAAAUGUGGAUUCUUGAAGGAUGCCUGUUUGGUUUUUGAAAUGAUGACCUAUAGGAAUGUGGUGGCUUGGACAGCUUUAAUAUGUGGUUUUGCACAGCACGGUUGUGGAGCAGAUGUAUUCUUGAUAUUUCAGAGGAUGAGGGAAUGUGAUGUGAAGCCUAAUGAGUUGACUUUUACAGGGUUACUGAGUGCUUGUGCACAGGCAGGAUUGGUGGAAGAGGGUCGGGGAUACUUUAGAAUGAUUGAAGAGUAUGGGCUGAGGCCGAGAAUGCAACAUUACGGUUGCAUGGUUGAUUUAUUUGGAAAAGCAGGGUUGUUGGGUGAAGCUUAUGAGAUUAUAAGGGCAAUGCCAUCUGAGCCAAAUGUUGUUAUUUGGGGAUCAUUUUUGGCAUCUUGUAAGUUGCAUAAACAGUUUGAGAUGGCUGAGAGAGUAAUUGACCGGGUAAUGAGGACAGUUAGACCUGAGAAUGAUGGAGGUGUGUAUACUCUCAUUUCUGAUUUGUAUGUCUUGAAUGGUAACUGGGGUGAGGCUGAAAGGGUCAGAAGAUUGAUGCUGAACCAAAGCGUUAGAAAGGCUAGAGGAUCAAGUUUUAUCAGAAGUGGAACAAUCUGAAUUGCUAAACUCUUGUUUCCCAUCCAAGUAAACCGGCACCCUGGUGGUUGUAAAGUUUUACAAGGAAGAAGAAAAUUUUUUGAAAGUUCUUGAAGAAACGUAAGAUAAAUUCCUUUAUUAAUUAACAACAUUAAGGACAAAAAAUAAGAGAUUUCCGUAUGGGGAACUUCUAUUCUUUUUGCACAAGGAAUAAACACGGACACAUGCAGAUGCACACAAAACAUUCCCCACAGAAGUGUGAGGAAAUUGACAGAACAGUUGGGGGAAAAUUGCGCCACUUCUCCAGUCUUUCCAAUUGAUACUGACCUCGUCCCUGACGUCACACAUUUUGCUUGUUUCUCCAUCUGUAUGGCUUCCCGAAUAUAGCUACCUUCAACAAAAUUCCACAGAACAUUCUUCAAUAUUCAGUUUCAAUUGUUAAGCAUGGCUGUGUAGCUUGGACCACAGAUGAGAAUGAACACAUGCUAUGGUAACUAUUCUUCAUCCAUUUGCUAUCUUCCAUCUCUGUCUGGCAUUUUCUUUCUUAGAUCUCUUGACGAUGUAUAUCUGUGACGAAAGUAUCACAUCUCUUGUUUUUCUCAAUUAUCUUGCUUCUCUUUCUUUUGCCAAUAUGCAAGUUGCAGCAGCCAUGAACUUUUCCUGAGGCUCUUCCUGUCUAGCUUUAUGAUCUGGCCUCGCUUUCAUAAUGUUUUCUGCCUUACCAGAAAAUUGUAGUUACCAACACUGGGAUGGAGAAACCAACGGUGCCAACUAAGCUACCAAAUGGGUAAUUGGCCAGGAGAAGGCUAAGGAUUGUGUUAAAAGGUCAUUGUAAGUCGUAUAUUAGAUUCAUCUUGUACUUUACUUUGUAUACCUUAUGCUUGUUCUUUUCUAUGUAAAGAAAUUCCAUUAAAGGAAAAAGGCAUU
Messenger RNA from Coffea eugenioides, 2353 nucleotides. RefSeq names its product pentatricopeptide repeat-containing protein At5g66520-like. Lineage: Eukaryota; Viridiplantae; Streptophyta; Magnoliopsida; Gentianales; Rubiaceae. Gene Ontology annotation, biological process: RNA modification. Gene Ontology annotation, molecular function: RNA binding; protein binding. The record is from RefSeq and is a predicted model, not a curated record. The transcript has 2 exons. The coding region runs from base 113 to 1447 and encodes 444 amino acids.